This is a messenger RNA of Gallus gallus (chicken), 1395 nucleotides long. It is a transcript of the gene RPRML, whose product is annotated as reprimo like. Bases 213 to 548 code for a protein of 111 amino acids. The record is from RefSeq and is a predicted model, not a curated record. The transcript has 2 exons. Lineage: Eukaryota; Metazoa; Chordata; Aves; Galliformes; Phasianidae.
AGAGCAGAGCAAAGCUGGGGGUGGACGGGGCUGGAUUGGGCCAGCGUUGCUCUAAGGAAGGAGUGGGUGGCACAGAGCAGCAAGCAAGGAUCGCCCAGGCGUCGGGAGCAGAGAGGCAGGAGGUGGCACGGAGCCUGAGGGAUGUGAGCGCAGCAGGGGGGACCGCCAGCUCCAUCCCUCCUUCCUCCGACGAUUGGGACCCAGCGUAGACCAUGAAUGGAUCCUUCUUCAACCAGAGCCUCCUGGAGCAAGGAGCUUACCCCAACAGGACCCGGGGUUUGGGGCUGCUCCUGGCCUGCUGCAAUGGGACCAGCUCGGUGCUGGCACCUGACGGCGGCUCCUCGGUGCUGGCACCCGACGAGCGCAGCCUGUACAUCACACGCGUGGUGCAGAUCGCCGUCCUCUGCGUCCUCUCCUUGACUGUGGUGUUCGGCAUCUUCUUUUUGGGCUGCAACUUGCUCAUCAAGUCGGAGAGCAUGAUUAACUUUUUGGUGAAGGACCGAAGACCUUCCAAGGACGUGGGAGCCGCGAUCAUGGGGCUCUACUGAUGCCGUGGGGCAAGCGUAGGCAAGUGGCUGGAGCUGGUGCUGAGAUGCACGUACCCAUGUGUUCGGGGCAGCUGGGGGGAGUGGGGAAGGGGGGGUGAUGUCUUUUUGUGUGUCUGUGUCCAUGGGAAAGCAAAUCAGUGCUUCCCAGUGAACAAACUCCAUCGUGGUGAAUGGGGAGAUGUCCCCAGCGCUGUGUGAAGCGCAACGACCAGCAUCGUGUUGCAUGCAGAAAUGGCUUAAGUUUUGCAUGAAACUUGCAGAAACGGUGAUAAUGUGCAGAUCUGGACUCUUGUCUGCUGUUACCUUGGAUACCGCCUCUUGGGAUUUAGGGCUAAAAAAAUGAAAAGUGAAGAAAAUGAAAAAAAAAAAAAAAGAAAUAAAGCAAACUCACUACAGAAUGAAAAGAAACGAUGGGGGAAGUGGAGUGCAUGGCACGGACCACAUCUUUGGCCGUGGGGUAGGGGGAGGGAAGGGCCAUGUGGGUCGGACAGCAAAGUCUGCAUGCUAUGAAACGUGUCAACCUGUUGUGUUCCAGACCUCGAGCAUGCACCUCCGGGUGGUUUUGUAACAGGGAGAGCAUGUUCCUCCUCGAUUCCUGAACCGUCCUGUCAAAUAAAAUGCAGAUUUCCUCUUCCACAUUGUGCCGGAGGAAGAAAAGAAACCCCGAUAAACACUAAAACCACUCCGUCCUCCCCCAAGAAGCAUGUUUGUUUUGUACGUAAUGGCUUUUUUCCCUCCCCGGGUGCUGCGUUGUUUCGGUCUUUGAGGUUUUUGUAUCUUUUUUUUUUUGAAAACUGGUGAACAUUCAGGGAGAAAAAGGGACAAAAAAGAACCUGUUUCAAAAGAA